UUCCGGCCGUACUUAGUUUUCUGUUUAUGUGUAUAUUAAAACCUAACUUCAUUAUAAUUAACCUUCCUCUUAUAAAAUUGUUUCUUGGAUGAGUUUUCGUCAUAAAUAAGGAAUCUUUCCAUAUGCCUGUUGACUAAUUACUGCACUCUCUGCGGAUAAAUUAUCGAAUAAUAAUCCGUUCGAAAGCCGUUGCCUAGAUUAUUUUUACUGCCGUUCAUAUCUUCCUUAUUCAUCUGUUCUUUCCCGUCGGGAGUUGUGCCUCGAAGGUGACGUUAUGGCUGGAUCAACCGCCGAUGCGCUGUCCGAACUGAAAAUCGAUGAUUGGGCCUCCGCCGCGCCGAAUCUCCUGAAAAAUCUUUCCGUGUUCUCUCCCGAACAGGUGAAAUUGGCAAAGAUUCUAUUGGAAGCGAAUCAGACGCAUCUGUUUGAGCAUUGGCCUGAGCCAGGGGUUGAUGACGACGAGAAGCGCGCGUUUUUUGAUCAGAUUGACCGGCUCAAUGGAAGUUAUCCUGGGGGCCUUGCAUCGUACAUCAAAACUGCCAGGGAACUUUUGGCAGACUCGAAGGCUGGGAAGAACCCAUAUGAUGGAUUUACCCCUUCUGUUCCAUCUGGAGAGACCUUGACUUUUGGCGAGGAUAACUUUAUUCAAUUCGAAGAAGCUGGCAUACGUGAGGCAAGGAAGGCUGCAUUUGUCCUUGUGGCUGGCGGCCUUGGAGAGCGUCUUGGCUACAAUGGAAUAAAGGUGGCUCUGCCUGUAGAGACUACUACAGGAACAUGUUUCUUACAGCAUUACAUCGAAUCUAUUCUGGCCUUACAAGAUGUCAGCUGUAAGCUGGCCCAAGGUGAAGGACCUACAGAUAUUCCCUUGGCCAUAAUGACGUCAGACGACACACAUUCACGCACUCUAGACCUCUUAGAGAAAAAUGCUUACUUUGGAAUGAAGCCUUCACAAGUGAAAUUGCUGAAGCAGGAAAAAGUUGCUUGUUUGGAUGAUAAUGAUGCUAGACUGGCUGUGGACCCACAUAAUAAGUAUAGAAUCCAGACUAAACCUCAUGGCCAUGGUGAUGUUCAUUCACUUCUUUAUUCAAGUGGUCUCCUCAAGGAAUGGCUUGCUGCUGGUCGAAAGUGGGCUUUGUUUUUCCAAGAUACUAAUGGCCUCCUAUUCAAGGCAAUUCCAGCUGCAUUGGGUGUCAGUGCCAUCAAAGAGUACCAUGUUAAUUCUCUUGCAGUGCCCAGGAAAGCUAAGGAAGCCAUUGGAGGGAUUACUAAGCUCUCUCAUAAAGAUGGGAGGACUAUGGUGAUCAAUGUAGAGUACAAUCAACUUGAUCCAUUGCUGAGAGCUACAGGACAUUCUGAAGGCGAUGUCAACUGUGAAACUGGCUUUUCCCCUUUCCCAGGAAACAUCAAUCAACUAAUUUUUGAAAUCGGCCCUUACUUGGAAGAACUUACAAAAACUGGGGGUGCAAUAAAGGAAUUUGUCAAUCCAAAAUACAAAGAUGCAUCCAAAACUGCGUUCAAAUCAUCUACUCGACUAGAAUGCAUGAUGCAAGAUUACCCUAAAACACUGCCACCCUCAGCUCGUGUUGGAUUUACUGUAAUGGAUACUUGGCUGGCUUAUGCACCUGUGAAAAACAAUCCUGAAGAUGCAGCUAAGGUACCUAAAGGUAAUCCGUAUCACAGUGCUACAUCCGGAGAGAUGGCCAUAUAUAGAGCGAACAGCCUUAUUUUGAGAAAGGCUGGUGUUAAGAUAGAUGAUCCGAUUCAGCAAGUGUACAACGGGCAGGAGGUGGAUGUAUGGCCGCGGAUUGUGUGGAAACCUAAAUGGGGGAUCGCAUUUUCGGAUAUUAAACGCAAAAUUGGUGAGAACUGUUCCGUUACACAAAGAUCUACCAUGGCCAUAAAAGGCCAAAACAUCCAUCUUGAGAAUCUGGCACUCGACGGAGCCCUUAUUGUAAAUGCAGUAGACAGUGCCGAGGUGAAAGUUGGAGGUUCUGUCCACAAUGCAGGCUGGACCAUCGAAAAUGUCGAUUAUAAAGACACUUCAGCGCCGGAAGAAUUGAGAAUCAGAGGCUUCAAAAUAAACAAACUCGAGCAGUUGGAAGGAACAUAUGACGAGCCUGGGAAGUACACGUUGAAUCCUUGAGCGCAGUGCCGUUUCGGAAAAGGUCUUUCGACAACUUUUGUUGUAUUAUUAAGCAUCUGAACCCCGAGUUCUUCAUCUGUAUCAUUUUUUACCAUAUGAUCUUUGGAUCAACACAAUUUUUGAGAUCAAAUAAUCUAUGCAUAAGGCCUCUGUGCUCUGAUUUUCUUGAAUCAUUGCGCAGUGGCUGAGGGAUUUUUUUAGAAUGAA
This is a messenger RNA of Andrographis paniculata, 2350 nucleotides long. Its product is annotated as UDP-sugar pyrophosphorylase. The record is from RefSeq and is a predicted model, not a curated record. The transcript is spliced from 17 exons. Gene Ontology annotation, biological process: UDP-N-acetylglucosamine biosynthetic process. The coding region runs from base 275 to 2143 and encodes 622 amino acids. Lineage: Eukaryota; Viridiplantae; Streptophyta; Magnoliopsida; Lamiales; Acanthaceae. Gene Ontology annotation, molecular function: UDP-N-acetylglucosamine diphosphorylase activity.